GAUUAUGUCGGUUGCACCAGUGAACGAAUACUACUGCUGCAAGUGUUAGUUGUUGUUUUUUUCCUAACCGUUUUGCGACACUUACCGGCCUUUGCUGUUUGAUUGGCUACUGGCCUCCUGCCUGAUCACUAGAGUGUAUUUACAAAUAAUUCUACAAGUUGACGUUUUAUUGUCCAAUCGCCGCUCGCGUCCUCUUGCGGAGGCGGGAUUUGCCGGAAUACAGGUGGAGGGAAAAUAAUGCUUGCUAGCAGCAGUUUUGGAAUCGCAGCUUUACCUUCAGCGCAGGUGUGAAAAGCGCUUUGUGUGGUUGAUAUGUCGAUAGGUGUGACAGAAGUGGACAUGCGAUAGCCUUCAUAUGAGCUUUAACAGAAGAGACAACACUAAAGACUGUUACGGGGAGGAAGAGGUGCUGCGUGUGAAAGAUGUUCGGCACGACGCAGACGUCCAAGUCUCAGUUCCUGGAUAAAGCGCGUCUGGCGCGGGAGGAGAGGAAGGGGCAGAAGGAGAGAGAGAGAGCGGCCACACAGAUCCAGGCUCUGGUGCGCAGGUUUAUCUGUCGCUGCAGACUGCAGAGAGAAAUCAGGAAAGAGGUGGAUGAGUUCUUCACAUCAGGUGAAACAGGAGCCACUAAGAGAAACGCACUGUCCAUCUUUAAAAUCGCAAGAAAGUUAUUAUUCAUAUUCGACAAAGAUGAUAAGCUGAGGUUUGAGAAACUGUGUAGAAUGAUUCUGAGCAGCAUGGACGCUGAAAAUGAGCCUAAAGUGUGGUACGUCUCUCUGGCACUUUCUAAAGACCUGACCAUCCCCUGGCUCAAGCAGAUCAAAGAUGUGCUCUGGCUCUCCUGCGAGUUCCUCAAAAAACUCAAGCCGGACAUCCUGCAGGAUAAUAAAUUAGUGACUCUGUAUCUGACGAUGCUCAUCACCUUCACUGACACGUCCACAUGGAAAAUAGUGCGAGGGAAAGGAGAGGCGCUGAAGCCUGCGUUAAACAGGAUCUGUGAGAACAUCAUGGGUCACCUCAACCAGAAGGGCUUCUACUCUGUUCUGCAGAUUUUAUUAACCAAUGGAUUGGCGAGAUCCAGGCCCUCUCUCUCCAAAGGCACGCUCACGGCCAUCUUCACACUGUCACUCAGACCCGUCAUAGCAGCACAUUUCUCUGAUAACCUGCUGAGAUCUUUCCUCCUCCACAUCAUGUCCGUCCCUGCCGUCAUCUCCCAUCUCAACACGCUCACUCCAGACUGCAUGGUCACUAUACAGACUUAUGAUCUCAUGAGGAAGUUUAUCUUGUUCCUGAGUCGAGAAGAGCAGUGUUUAGACAUCUGUGUCUGUCUGGAGGGAAGUCAUACACUCUGCUUACUGGGUAACCUGAUACAGCUGGGUUACCUGAACGUGAAGGUGCUGGAGCAGGAGGCCGGUCACUUUGUGAGAGAUCUGACAGACAUGUUGUCCUACUGCCAGAGAUACGUCUCUCAGAAAAAGUCCAACCUCACACACUGGCACCCGGUGCUGGGCUGGUUCUCCCAGACUGUCGACUACGGGCUGAAUGAGUCGAUGCCGCUGGUGACGAGGCAGCUGCAGUGUCUUUGGGGCGUUCCUGUGAUCUGCACGCUCUUCUGUGACGUCCUCAGCAAAAAACUGGAGGUGCAAGAGCCCGCCCCUCCUCCUCCUCAACCAACCACAGCUCAGAACAAUCUGCCCGUCAAAAAUCUGUUUAAGAGAGCUUUCCAGAAAUCAGCGUCGGUCCGGAACAUUCUGAAGCCGGUCGGGGGGAAGAGAGUGGACUCGGCCGAGGUGCAGAAAGUGUGCAGUGUGUGUGUGCUGUAUCAGACGGCCCUCACCACACUCACACAGAUCCGCCUGCAGAUCCUCACAGGUCUGACGUAUCUGGAUGAGCUGCUGCCGAAGCUGUGGGCGUUUAUCUGUGAGCUCGGACCUCAGGGAGGACUCAAACUCUUCCUCGAGUGUCUCAACAACGACACGGACGAGUCCAAACAGCUGCUCGCCAUGCUCAUGCUCUUCUGUGACUGCUCACGACACCUGAUAACGAUUCUGGAUGAUAUUGAGGUUUAUGAGGAGCAGAUUUCAUUUAAGAUGGAGGAGCUCAUCACCAUCUCUUCCUUCCUAAACACAUUUGUCUAUAAAAUGAUCUGGGAUGGCAUUCUGGAGAAUGCGAAAGGGGAGAAGCUGGAUCUGUUCCACAGCGUGCACGGCUGGCUGAUGGUGCUGUAUGAGAGAGACUGUCGCAGGAAAUUCACGCCUGAUGAACACUGGCUACGCAAGGACCUGAAACCUAGUCUGCUGUUCCAGGAGCUGGACAAAGGCAAGAAGAGAGCUCAGCUGCUGCUGCAGUACAUCCCUCACGUCAUUCCACACAAAAACAGGGUUCUGCUGUUCCGGAACAUUGUGACAAAGGAAAAGGAGACACUGGGAUUGGUCGAGACAAGCUCCGCCUCCCCCCAUGUGACACACAUAACUAUCCGACGCUCUCGCAUGCUCGAGGACGGUUAUGACCAGUUGCGUAGGCUGCCUGUGAACUCCAUUAAGGGUGUGAUCCGUGUGAAGUUUGUGAAUGAUCUGGGGGUAGACGAGGCUGGGAUCGAUCAGGACGGAGUGUUUAAGGAGUUUCUGGAGGAGAUCAUUAAGAAGGUCUUCAACCCUGCGCUCAACCUGUUCAAGACGACCAGUGGGAACGAGCGCCUGUACCCGUCACCCACGUCCAGCCUCCAUGAGAACCACCUGCAGCUGUUUGAGUUUGUGGGUAAGAUGCUGGGUAAGGCGCUGUACGAGGGCAUCGUGGUGGACGUCCCCUUCGCCUCGUUCUUCCUGAGUCAGGUGCUCGGACAUCACCACAGCUCCUUCUACAGCUCCAUCGACGAGCUGCCCUCACUCGACUCCGAGUUCUACAAGAACCUCACCUCCAUUAAGCGCUACGAUGGUGAUGUCAGUGAUCUGGGUCUGACUUUAUCAUAUGAUGAGGAUGUGAUGGGGCAGUUGGUGUGUCAUGAGUUGAUUCCUGGUGGAAAGACCAUUCCUGUUACUAAUGAAAACAAGAUCAGCUACAUCCACCUGAUGGCGCAUUUCCGGAUGCACACGCAGAUAAAGGAGCAGACGGGGGCGUUUAUCCGCGGAUUCCGCAGCAUCAUCAACCCCGAGUGGCUGCACAUGUUCUCCACCCCUGAGGUGCAGCGGCUCAUCUCCGGGGACAACGCAGAGAUCGAUCUGGACGACCUCAAAAAGCACACUGUGUACUACGGCGGCUUCCACAGCAGCCACAGGGUGAUAAUCUGGCUGUGGGACAUCCUGUCCAGUGACUUCACUCCUGAAGAGAGGGCCAUGUUCCUCAAGUUUGUCACCAGCUGUUCCAGACCUCCUCUGUUGGGUUUUGCCUAUCUCAAACCCCCUUUCUCCAUCCGCUGUGUGGAAGUGUCCGACGACCAGGACACGGGGGACACUCUGGGCAGCGUGCUUCGUGGUUUCUUCACCAUACGCAAGAAAGAGCCUGGUGGCCGUCUGCCCACCUCCUCCACCUGCUUCAACCUGCUCAAACUGCCCAACUACAGCAAGAAGAGCAUCCUCAGAGACAAACUGCGCUACGCCAUCAGCAUGAACACGGGCUUCGAGCUCUCUUAACACACACCUAAACAUACCCAGACUCUCGUUUAAAGAUUGCUCAUUCAGAAAUCAGCAAUGAUGAAAAGGCAGUCAGGAAGCGUAUAUCAAGCUUUCUGAGUUUCUGGGCUUGUUCAGAGAUGAGAGACAUUAACUGCAGCAGCACAGGAAUUAGUCAGAACGGGUUCAUUGCUCACACACACUGAAUGGAAAAGGCGAGACCUCUGUCCUACUCAGCAUCUGAAGCCAAAGCAUCUCUACAGGCCUUAUUCACCUCAGCCUGGAGUGUGAAACUCGAUCAAACCCCAUCAGCAGAUCUUAGUCCUGCUUACACUUCAGUUUUAAAGUAAAGUUUUGCUGUGUUUUUUCUUCUCUCAUUUCUCACACUCCUGGACCUUCACUUCUCACGAGGAUUGGGACGGAACCCAUCACAGUAGUCAGAGUGUAACACAGCCGAGGGGGUUUCUCAGGCUUCCAGACGGAGACGUGGACUCGUCUCUCACUCGCUCUCUGCAAUGGAAAGCAAUACGGAUGCAACACAAGCCAUGAAACACACCACAUGAAGGAAACUUCAGGAGAAACAACAGAUCACGUGUUAGCUGAAGAUUUGCUGAGACUUUUGUGUAGAUUAAACUGCGCAGCUGUUUGGCUCACUGCUGUUGGUUCAUAUUGUGGCGCCAUGUCAAAGAUCUAGAAUAACAAAUUUCCAUGUCUUUUGUGUUCCCUUUUACACACUACAGGAGGAGAGAGCGUAUUUAAGUGACGUUGCACAUUAUUUAAAUUAAAGCAGGCUGCCUGAAGUCACAGAGGAAGUUUGUUGGACUAAUUUGUUUAACAGAUUUUAUUGUUAUGAAAUUGAGAUGAGUUAGCAAACAAAGAAAUGAACUGAUAUACUGUAUAAAUAUACAGUGAGCUGAGAACGACUACAUCAUUUGUUAUAAAGUCUCUUUUACGACAACCUAAAGAAGACUGCAGUGAAUAUUUAUAGUGCCGUGCUGCACAAACCACCAGCAGCAUGAACCAAAACUAAAUGAAGUUAAACAAGCAAAUGUAGCUCGAGGUGUAUGUAAAGUCCAGUCAUGGGUAAAAUAACUUCGAAAAAAUGAUUAUUUUGUAUUUUACCUAAUUUUUUUCCUCAUUAUUCCUUCAAGUUUUGGUUUGUUUGUUUGUCUUGUUUCUUUCAGGUGCUUAGACUUUUUUGUGUUUAAUUAUUGUAACACUUUUUAACUUGUAGUUCAUAACGCAUGGUUAUUCACAAUGAUCCCAUGGAGGCGCCGUAUGGUGUGUUUCUGACUCUACUAACCUGUAGCCGAGUGGAGAUACUGUAAUCAGAUGAGAGGACACUUCUGCUUUGCUCUUUCUUCCCAAUAACUGAUAACUAACAGUUUGUGCAAAUGUUUGUCCCCCCCCCCACACACACACACUGCUCUGCCGUCGUUUAAGAGUGUUACACUGGAAACAAGCCAUAUGAAGGAGAAGAGCGAGUCUUAAACCAGCUCCUGGUUUAUUUAGAGACUGGACUCUAAAGGACUCUGAAGUUCUCCUCUUGCAUGAUGUCACUGGAUGCUUCAAAACUGUGGUCCUGUUAUUAAAUUUAAAAAUGAGGGCAUUCUCUGUUUUUUUUAUCUUUUACAAUUGCAAAAAGCAACUAAAUGAUUAAUUAGACGUUUUAAAGAGGGUCCCAGUAAGCGGGUUACAGAGCUGAUGAGACGUGUUUUGUAAAAGGCUGAAGAUGAAGAGCAAUAGCUUAUUUGCAGAAACGUAAUGACUUUGAGAAGCAGAUGUCAGGUCUGUGUUCUGCACUCAUCUGUCUGAAUUCUUCCUGUUUUUUGCUUCUGUAUGUGCAAAUACCAUGAUCCUUUCUGUAUGACCAAGCUGAACAGUGCUGCUGAUCCUAACGAGUUGAACACAAGGGCUUGGGACUGCAUUUUUAUUCAGAUGGACUAGUGUGUGCCUGGUGAUGUUCAUACAGUCAUCGUGUGUGUGUGUGUGUGUGUGUGUGUCUCUCUCCAGGUUGUAGGACUGAACAUUAAUGCAAAACAAACUUUAAAGAGCGAUUGUAAAAACUGAAGAUUACAGACUGAGCUUGACUGAUGAUCUUCAGACUUUAAUGAUGUCACAAAUCUUUUUUUUCCCUCCCUUAAACGAUAUAAAUCAUCAUCGCUGUUUCUGCGCUUGAGGAUGUUUUUGAACUUGGUUGCGCUACAGAAACAGCAGGUCGCUAUAGGAAUGAAAAAAGCAGUGUCAUUGUAAAGUUCUGUAUUAUCACACGUGUAGUAAUAUUUCUUCUGUAAAAUGUGAACUUAAUCACUUCAAUCAUGUACACAUUUAAUAUUCUAAAAUCUUUACUAAACAUCCA
Messenger RNA from Pangasianodon hypophthalmus (striped catfish), 5967 nucleotides. It is a transcript of the gene ube3b, whose product is annotated as ubiquitin protein ligase E3B. The coding region runs from base 423 to 3629 and encodes 1068 amino acids. Lineage: Eukaryota; Metazoa; Chordata; Actinopteri; Siluriformes; Pangasiidae. Gene Ontology annotation, molecular function: ubiquitin protein ligase activity; protein binding. The record is from RefSeq and is a predicted model, not a curated record. The transcript has 27 exons. Gene Ontology annotation, biological process: ubiquitin-dependent protein catabolic process; protein polyubiquitination.